This is a messenger RNA of Cuscuta epithymum, 1448 nucleotides long. Lineage: Eukaryota; Viridiplantae; Streptophyta; Magnoliopsida; Solanales; Convolvulaceae. The record is from the annotation of a GenBank genome assembly.
AUUGAAUGUUGGUAGAACGUGGGACAGAUUCCAUAGCCAAUUAGGUUAGCUGCCAGCAGGCAAGUUCAACUCAAACUCGGACGGUCAAAGUGAAGACGCGUAUUCCUCCUAACGCCAACAGCGAUUCCAACUCCUCUCUUCCUGAAUUGGGUUGAUUUCUCUGCGGCCGGCGGGCGGCUGGGCGGGCAAGCGCUUCUGUUUUUUCUUCCAACCGGAAGACAGAUAUCUGUCCUUCCCGAAACCCUAGCAGGCUAGCACCGAUCUAUCCGCUUCAACUCUCCGCGUAGAUUUGAAUCGCCGGGAGGAGAAAGGGGAGAGGCGGUGGAGAUGAAGCAGGAUGGAGGGUUUGUGUCCGAUGAAUUGUUGGGUACGUUCGUUCCCAUAGUGGUGUAUUGGUUGUAUUCAGGUCUAUAUCUGAUGCUCGGAGGAUGGGAGAAUUACAGGCUGCAUUCUAAGAAGGAUGAAGACCAGAAGAAUUUGGUCUCCAAGAAAGAUGUCGUCAAAGGUGUCCUCCUCCAGCAGGCCGUGCAAGCUUUCGUUGCCACCAUCCUCUUUGCGGUGACGGGCAGUGACAGUGUGGAAGCUACAGAGCAGCAGACAUCACUCCUUGUUCUUGCUCGUCAAUUUAUUAUCGCAAUGGCAGUAUUAGACACAUGGCAAUACUUCAUGCACAGGUACAUGCAUCAAAACAAGUUCCUCUACAAACACAUUCACUCCCAACACCACCGUCUCGUGGUCCCCUAUGCUUUUGGGGCUCUGUACAACCACCCACUCGAGGGCCUGAUCCUCGACACUAUUGGUGGCGCUUUGGCCUUCCUUGCCUCAGGUAUGUCCCCGCGCACCUCGACCUUUUUCUUCUCUUUUGCCACCAUCAAGACUGUCGACGACCACUGUGGGCUGUGGUUGCCGGGGAAUCUUUUCCACAUCUUUUUCAACAACAACUCUGCUUACCACGACAUUCAUCACCAGCUUUUUGGGACAAAGUAUAAUUACUCCCAGCCGUUCUUUGUGACCUGGGACAGAUUACUUGGGACCUACAUGCCGUACACGAUAGAGCCAAGGGAGGGUGGGGGUUUUGAAGCUAGGCCUCCUACUACUAGCAAGGAUUGCAAGGAGAAUUGACUGAAUUUGGUUGUUACAUUUAUUGCUAUGUAUUCCUUUUCUAGUUACAGAUUUUGUGUGGCCACACAAUUUUGUGCUUUUUAUUUGUUCAAUGUUUAGUGACAUUAUUUGUACAUAUCUAUGUGUUCGCAUAUGUUGUAUAAUGAGUUGCUUUAGCAUAACACAACAAGAAAACAAGAAAAAAAACAAGUAUUCGUGUUUAAUAAAUGGUUUUAGUUUGCAAAUAUUCAUAUGUGAUGUGUUUGCUUCAUUCAUCUGUAGAUGGUUACGUAGCAAAGCAAACGAACUUUUUAGACGUUUGUUGGUUAAAGAUGAUUAUUUUCUUC